CCCUUCCGCCGCGGCCCGUGCGCCGGGGAGCCCGGAGACCCCCCGUGCGGAGGGGGAGGGCGGCGGGAUGUUCGGCGGCGGCGGCGGCGAGGCGGACGCCGCCCAGCAGCACAGCAAGCUGCCGCGAUGGCGCAGAUGCAGCAGCUGCUGGAGUCGCAGAAGACUCUGGCCAGGAGGGGGCUGACCUCGAAGUGCUUCGACGCCUGCGUCUCGAGCCCCGGCAAGGCCCUCUUCGACAGCCAGCAGGUCUGCGUCUGGAGGUGCGCUCAGAGAUACAUGGAAACCCAGCACUUCAUCAAGACACGGAUGGAUGACAAGAUUGAGUCUGGCACCUGGAAACCACCGACGGUGGACUUGCAGUAG
Molecule: messenger RNA, 363 nt
Organism: Prorocentrum cordatum
Lineage: Eukaryota; Dinophyceae; Prorocentrales; Prorocentraceae
Source: the annotation of a GenBank genome assembly